Messenger RNA from Brassica oleracea var. oleracea, 888 nucleotides. RefSeq names its product glutathione S-transferase T3-like. The transcript has a single exon. The coding region runs from base 1 to 888 and encodes 295 amino acids. NCBI's taxonomy places the organism in Eukaryota, Viridiplantae, Streptophyta, Magnoliopsida, Brassicales, Brassicaceae. The record is from RefSeq and is a predicted model, not a curated record.
AUGCAUCCAUAUAGUAAUUCCUCUAGCUAUGUAGGACUUCUCAACAGUCAAAAUGAGAGUGUUCUACAGGGAAACUUUCAUUAUGAGAGUUUUCCUUCUAGUAUGAACAUUGGAGCUUCAGAUAUCCCUCCCUUUAGUUCACAACAAUCUGAGGCUCCAAGUCCCCAAGAAGACACACCAGCCCAGCAUAGGGAGAGAAGAAAAUGGAGCUCUGCCGAUGACGAGGUUCUAAUAAGUGUCUGGUUAAACACUUCUAAGGAUACUAUAGUUGGUAAUGACCAAAAGGGAGGGACUUUCUGGGUGCGCGUUGGAGAAUACAUUGCAGAAACUCCGCAUGCUAAAGCGAGUGGUGACAGGAGGAUGCAUCUCAACUGUAAGCAGAGGUGGCACAAGAUCAAUGAUCUCACAAACAAAUUUUGUAGGGCCUUUGCAGCUGCAGAGAGACAACAAAGUAGUGGUCAGGGUGAGAAUGAUGUUCUGAAGGCCGCUCAUGAUAUUUUCUAUAGUGAUUACAACAUUAAAUUUAACCUUGAGCACGCAUGGUGUGUGUUGAGGUAUGAACAGAAAUGGAUCAACCUCAACACUCCCAAAGCUACUGGCCCUGCAAAGAGGAAAACUGGUGACGAAUCCGCACAAUCUUCAAGUGUCAAUGUCGAUGAUCAUCAGAUACGGCCUGAAGGGAUCAAGGCUGCAAAAGCAAGAAGGAAUAAUGGUUCAGGGAAGGCUCUCGAUGAUUAUAAGACCAUUUGGGAGAUCAAGAAGGAGGAUUUGGCUAUGAAGGAAAAACUGUCAAAGUUGGCUAUACUAGACACUCUCCUUUCGAAAAAAGAACCCCUAAUUGAGUCUGAAGAUGUUGCCAAGAACAAACUACUCCUCCAGUAUUUCUGA